Messenger RNA from Populus euphratica (Euphrates poplar), 2326 nucleotides. Its product is annotated as Pentatricopeptide repeat (PPR-like) superfamily protein. NCBI's taxonomy places the organism in Eukaryota, Viridiplantae, Streptophyta, Magnoliopsida, Malpighiales, Salicaceae. Gene Ontology annotation, molecular function: RNA binding; protein binding. The record is from RefSeq and is a predicted model, not a curated record. The transcript has a single exon. The coding region runs from base 94 to 1764 and encodes 556 amino acids. Gene Ontology annotation, biological process: RNA modification.
GUCUUAUCAAUGAUGUCCCAGUAGCUUAGGAAAGACAAGGGUGCUAAGUCUCUCAUUUCCUGUUUGGAACAACUCCAAAAUUACACUAGCCCUAUGUGCACAAGCCAUGAAGAAAACAACUUUAUACCACAAGAAAUCAUACAGUAUCCUCAAAAACAAAUUCAAUACUACAAAUAUCACAACUCUGAACCUUGCCUUGCAACAACAAACCCCAGUUGGUCUUCCUGUAUAAGAAAACACGUCUCUAAUGGAUCAUACAAAGAAGCUAUUGUUUUAUACAAUCAAAUCCGCAGCAAAGGAGUGUACUUUUUGGGAUUAGUACCUUUAGUCCUUAAAGCUUGUGCUUAUGUUUCCGUGCUGAAUUGUGGGAAAUCUUUGCACAGUGAAGCAAUAAAGCACGGAGUAGAUUAUAAUGUACAUAUUGGGACAUCAUUGGUUUCUAUGUAUGCAAAAUGUGGUGAUAUACCCGAUUCGCGUAAGCUGUUUGAGUAUAUGCCUGAGAGAAAUGUUGUGACAUGGAAUGCCAUGAUUAGUGGGUAUGUUAAGAAUGGGGACAUGAAAUCAGCAUCAGUUUUGUUUGACAAAAUGUCGACUAGAAAUGCGGUUUCUUGGAUUGAAAUGAUAGAUGGGUUUGCCAGAAGUGGAGAUAUGGUUGCCGCUAGGCGUACGUUCAAUGAGGUACCAUUUGAAUUGAAAAAUGUGGCGACGUGGACUGUGAUGAUUGAUGGGUAUGCGAGCAAAGGAGAGAUGGAAGCUGCAAGAUUGCUUUUUGAAGGCAUGCCUCAGAGGAAUUUCUUUGUCUGGUCGUCCAUGAUUUCAGGGUAUUGUAGGAUAGGUAAUGUUAAGGAGGCGAGGGCUAUUUUUGAUCGUGUUCCAGUUAGGAACUUGGUGAACUGGAAUUCUUUGAUUUGUGGUUACUCGCAUAAUGGGUUUUGUGAGGAAGCUUUGGAUGCCUUUGGGAAGAUGCAAGAUGAGGGUUAUGAGCCUGAUGAAGUUACAGCAGUGGGUGUUUUAUCUGCCUGUGCCCAGUUGAGUCUACUGGAUGUUGGUAAAGAUGUGCAUAAGAUGAUAUGUGCGAAAGGGAUGAAGCUUAAUGAGUUUGUUGUGAAUGCGUUAGUGGAUAUGUAUUCGAAAUGUGGGGAUUUAACUGGUGCACGAUUGAUCUUUGAACGAAUGGCCAAUAAAAAUAAUGCCUGUUGGAAUUCUAUGAUAUCAGGCUUUGCCGUUCAUGGGAAAACCAAAGAGGCUCUAGAGUUCUUCGGGAGAAUGGAAGAGUCAAAUGAGAAGCCUAACGAAAUAACCUUUCUGUCUGUUCUCUCGGCUUGUGUCCAUGGGGGAUUUGUAGAAGGUGGUUUGGAAUUUUUUUCUAAGAUGAAGAGAUACGGGUUGUCAGCAAGUAUCAAGCACUAUGGCUGUCUGGUUGAUCUUUUGGGGCGAGCAGGAAGAAUACAGGAUGCUUAUCAUGUGAUCAAGAGUAUGCCAAUGAAACCAAAUGAUACGGUUUGGGGUGCUUUCCUUGGAGCUUGUCGAAUUCAUAUGGAUAAUGAUAUGGUGGAGCAGGUGGUAGAAGAUGUUUGCACAUCGGAUUCUAGUGUUGAUUCUGGAAAUGAUCCUCAUUAUGCUUUGUUGUUGAACAUAUAUGCUGGUUCUGGUUGCUGGGAGAAGGCUGGAAGGGUGAGUAUGGUCAUGGCGGAUAGGGGGCUUCAAAAGACUUCUGGACGCAGCUCACUUAUGCUUGAAAAUACAGAACAGUUUCAUAUCUGAUCUAGGUCACUGUUACCAUUAAAGAUUGAAUCCAUGGUUUACAGGAACCAAUAAAAUAUCUGGUUUACUGGUUAGGCAUCCGGGUGAAGUUUCCAGUGACAUUGUUGCACUACCCUCUUGUCACUAUAAAUAGGACAAAAGGAGGUUCACUUGAAGAAGAAUGUGGGCAAUAUAUGGCGAUUCUUCUGCUCUGCUUUUUGAUUAGAUAGGGACCCCAUCCCCUGGAUUCAUGAUAGACUUGUGAAGGCAAAGGUUUGGCAAAUGGUUGUCAGUAGAAGAUGCAACACAGCAGCUCUAGUGCUCUCUGCUUAAGUAUUCUGCUUGUGUAUGCAUCAAUCAACUUCCAGAUAACAUCAGGAGAGCUUUUCUUGAAGAUUAGAUCAUAUAGAUCAUAGUUUAUUUUGUGUAAAAUAAUUCAGCCGUGCCUUAAAUGCACUCUUUUUUGUUGCAACCUCUACAGAGCUUUUCCCAAAGUUCCUUUGCGUAAGAUAAUACGUGGAACUCAAUUGUUCUGUAAAUACACUAUUGUAACUGUUUUUCUUGUUGAAAAUUACAAUGUUGG